UUUCACACCCACAUUUCCACGACCAGAGCUCUUCCACAUUGCCUCCUUCCACACCGCCUCCUUCCACCGCCUCCUUCCAUAUCGGGUUUAAGACCUUCGACAAAAAUUGACGGAAAAUCUCCAUUUGCAUCAACAGACAGCUACACGUUUGUUGCGACUGCAAUGAUGCCUCGAUGGAGCAGGACCCUAGCUAAUAUUUACAGGGUAGGGCGACAGACUAAAUCAGAUAUGGCUUCAGAUUUGUUUGUUUUCCCUUGCCGGCGAAUUUCUAGGAUUGCGGCCGUAGAGGUGCCGGUAGCUUCAGAUGCUUCCGAGAAAAACUAUACUGCUAAAUCAGAGGUAAAUCUGAGUAAGAUGUUCCGUUCCAAGCCUUGUUCUUUAGCCUUGCCACCUGAAUCCCCUCUGAGGAUUGAGGAGCCUAACUACGAGGGUAUCCGCCAGUUUCUCCUCAAGUUGAUGUUGUUCUAUAGCAAACAGAGCACGUCUAUUCGAGCAGCAAAUGUUAUUUACCGCCGUGUUGUAUCUCAAGCUGAUAAACCUGCCAUUUAUGACGUUUUUAGCUUGGAGAAAACCUUUAGAACAACAUUCUGCAUGCUCGUAUUACACAUGUGGUUAUGUUUGCGUCGCUUGAAAGCAGAAGGAAAGGAAGGUGUUGAAUUGGGGCAAUAUGUGUACGAAAUCUAUAAUCAUGAUCUGGAGAUGAGAGUUUCAAAAGCUGGGGUUAAUUUACUGUUGUCUAAAUGGAUGAGGGAGUUGGAAAAAGUAUUUUAUGGCAAUAUUGUUGCUUUUGAUACCGCCAUGCUUCCAGAAGCUAAACCGGAUGAGUUGCAGAAAGCAAUAUGGAAGAAUGUCUUCUUCUCUGAAGAUGGUCCAUCUAAGCUAGAUCCUGCUGCAUUACCUGCUGUCCUGGCUUUCACAAGAUACGUUCGGCGAGAAUGUACUUGCUUGUCAUUAACAGAUAAAGAAGCAAUGUUCUCUGGCAACUUCAUGUUCACACCUCUCACAAACCCGAAAACCUAACUCUAAUCGGAUCAAAACCAUGCAUGUUUCCUUGAAUAAACAUUUGUUUUUUACAACAUAUAAAGCUUGCGUGCAGAGUACUGAAGGUAAGUUUCAGAAUAUGUAUUUUUCGAAAACAAUAGUUUUACAUUCUUCAUAUGGAAGACAUCACUGCUUUCCUAACAGCAACUGCAACUUGGGUCCCAACCAUCGUCAGAACAGGCAAACCUCCUCCGGCUGCCACCGCUGGAACUAAAAGCUUGUAAUAGAAAGACAGAGGUGGUUGCCGCGGUCAGUUUGGAUGUUGACGAAUGAAUUUAGGAGCAAAAGAAAGGAUCGAAACUUGUUUAUUGAUGAAGUUACUAAUUAUGCCCUUCUGCUCUAUUCAGUGAAUUUAUCAUGUGGGGUAUUGUUUUUAUUUGUGAUCGAUUGGAGACCUACGGUCCAUGGUAUGAGCUUUUGGAACCAUGUCAUUGAAGUAUCGAUUCGGUGUUUCGAGAUUUGAAAAUGGUAUUUGGUAUCCAAAUUUGUAGUUUUAUUGUAAAUUGAUCAUUAUUUUUGUUAAAUACAUAGUGUUACUAUUAGGUAUUGUUUGGCAAAAAUAAGCUAGCUUAUUUUCUUGUUACAUGUUUGGAUGCACAUAAACUAGCUUAUUGAAACAUUACUUGUAGUAUCGUUUUGAUGACUUAUAAU
This is a messenger RNA of Cynara cardunculus var. scolymus (artichoke), 1692 nucleotides long. RefSeq names its product ubiquinol-cytochrome-c reductase complex assembly factor 1-like. The transcript has 9 exons. The coding region runs from base 163 to 1020 and encodes 285 amino acids. Gene Ontology annotation, biological process: mitochondrial respiratory chain complex III assembly. NCBI's taxonomy places the organism in Eukaryota, Viridiplantae, Streptophyta, Magnoliopsida, Asterales, Asteraceae. The record is from RefSeq and is a predicted model, not a curated record. Gene Ontology annotation, cellular component: mitochondrion.